Ruditapes philippinarum (Manila clam) is the source of this 898-nucleotide messenger RNA. RefSeq names its product four-jointed box protein 1-like. The transcript has 5 exons. Gene Ontology annotation, biological process: cell-cell signaling. The record is from RefSeq and is a predicted model, not a curated record. The annotation marks the transcript as partial. Lineage: Eukaryota; Metazoa; Mollusca; Bivalvia; Venerida; Veneridae.
AUGGGGAACCGAACUUGGAUUUUACAAAUCAUGUUUUUUUCGGUCGUUCCGUACUCGGUAUUGAUUUCUUUACGAAACUCAGACGUCUUGGCAAUUACAGAAAGGAGUCUAAUUAACAUUGAAAAAGAGGAUCUCAACGGAAUUGCCAAAACUAAUGAUAAUAAAAUAACAUCGGCAAAAAUUACUGAUAACAAUAAAACUAUCGUGGUUAAAGAUAUCGAAAGAAAAAGUAUAACUUUAAUAAAGAAUGGAAUCUUCUGGUCGGAUUACGCAGAAUCGUGUGUGCCGAAAGGAUCAUCGAAAAAUGAUAGUUUUAUGCUAAUUAAAAAGUUGAGGUCACAGAAAAUUAACACAUUGAAAGAGGGAACUACUUACAUGUGUGGAACUUCAAAGGGUGGCAUUGUGACAUUGCAAGAUGGUACAAUAAUGUGUGCUAAAUAUAAGAGAAAACAACGAUCGGUUUAUGCUGAAGUUCUGUCAUACUAUCUAUCGCGGCUUCUUAAUAUGGAUAACAUUCCGGAGGUAUUUCUUGCACGAAUUGAUCCAUCCUCACCACGUUGGAAAGAUGUUGACCCUAGAAAAUUGUCAUGGGACGAGGACGAAAUAAUUGCUUUGGUGACAUGGCAGAAGAAUUGCAAACUCAAAACACUCAUGCCAGCAACUAUACGAGAAGCUUACUUUAGACAAGAAACAAUUACAAGCAAGUUAAUAAACAGCUCAUGGACACUUCAAAACAAUCCUGGCAUGCUAUCUGAACUUAUACAAUGGGGAACGAUACUUAUAUUUGAUGAUUUAAUUGGCCAUUUUGACAGAUUGGUAAGAAUGCAACCCUAUGGUGAUGAGAAUAGAUAUGAUGUCCAUGCAGACAGCUUGCACAAUAGUGUAAAAUCUUCAAAUG